Messenger RNA from Penicillium canariense, 1035 nucleotides. RefSeq lists its product as uncharacterized. The coding region runs from base 1 to 1035 and encodes 344 amino acids. The record is from RefSeq and is a predicted model, not a curated record. The transcript has a single exon. Lineage: Eukaryota; Fungi; Ascomycota; Eurotiomycetes; Eurotiales; Aspergillaceae.
AUGCCAACAGACACUGAUGGAUUCAAACGGAGCCAGCUCGAGCAGUACCAGAACCAGCCGGAAGCCUUGUUGGGCGCCAACGAGCCCCUUCGUGACGCACUGCAGCAGCAAACAAUUGGGCAGGCAGAAUUUGUCCCUGAUGGAACUAUUCAGCUCCUGCCCAACGACUGCGGGAUCAGACUAGAUCGUGCGGCCCCAUUUCAUCCGGGUGGACAAGUCUUUCGACUAGACCCCUUUGAACCCGAUCUGCCACUCUGGAAGAAAGUUCCGUUGCCUACGUAUCUAGUCGGCAAGAUGAAGGACUCUCACGCUUGCGAGCAGGGAAUCAACCGAAACCCAAGCAUUGAACGGCCUGAAAGAGGACAGAAUGCUAUCAUUCAGUCUAGUACGGCUGGGCCUGUUCCUCCCUUCGUUCUUGUUGUCCACCCCCCGACUCCGACGAUUGGGCAGAAUGUUCAUCUUUGCCCAAAGACUUUCGAACCUUUCUACGAGUUCACAGCGGAAGAAACACGUGUUGAUCAUCACCAAGUGCAACUAAACGCCGAUUCUAGCGACGAACCGAAGCGUCUUGAGAUCACCCUGGCGUUACUGGAGGAAUGGCAUAUGAUAUUCAUCCUACAAUUAUGCACCUUCAGGCUGCAGGCAACACACUGGCGCACCAAACGCCGCGAGUGGGAGCUAAAGACCGUCAAUGACAUUUUUCUUGGCGGAAACUACUUCAUGCUGAAGGACAGCUUCGGGAUCUCCAACCUUGUCAAUGCUCGCAAGUUCGCGUGGGAUGAAAAUGAGAAGGACAGGCAUGGGUCUAUUCCGGUUUGGAAGAAUGUAUGGACGGAGGAAUCAUACGGCCAUAUCACAGAGCAAGCGUUCAGAGUGAAGAACGCAGUCGUCAAGAUCAAGCGCAAGAUUGCUCAACUGCAGAGCGAUGCAGUCGCAGCCGAGCAGAACAAAAAGCGAAAAACCUCUCGCGGUGGCAAGAUUGAGGUUGGUCUGCUUGGGGAAGAUCUGGGCAAGGCAAUGAAUCUGAACCGUUGA